AUGGCGUGCUCAACCCUGUUCGGAGUUUCCCUGCUGGCUUCCUUCAUCGCCCUCGGUCUCGGCGUCAGCGUGACGUUGGAAGCAGAGGCGUUUGCCGGCAAGCUGGACGAGAACAGAACCAUUUAUAGGUCAAACGCAGGUAAUGUCAGAAAUGUCCUGCUCUUCAUGGGUGAAAGCAUUGACAUGACGUUCUGUUUGGGUUCAGACGACAACGUCCUGAUUGAAAACCUCUACUAUUCCAACGACGGCACCGAGGACGUCUUCAGUCUGGAACUUGACGGCAAACUUAUCGGAAGCGUCACUGGUUACGAUAGCACCGACUUUGGCAACAAUUGGAAUUCCAUUUCCGCGUCAGGAAAGGUUGGUGAAACUAUCGAUCUGGCCAGCGGGGAGCACACUCUGAGGGUCUUCGUUGAAGCCCAGGACGAAAGCAAGGACGACGGUUACGGCGUUGAGCUCGACCGCAUUGUCCUGGACGUCGCGUACAACAGCGACCUGUCAUGUCCCGAAAGCACAAGCGCUAACACCGACAGUCCGACCACAGUCACCGAGGAGACGUCGACGACGUAUUUGAAGGAGUCAUCGACGACGAAUGCGGAAGAUACGACUGAGGCUGAAACGACGACCGCGUCUGAAGGCGACUAUUAGGAGGCACAGUGUUCGUCAGAGAGCAUCAGAAAUGCCUUGCAUUGUGGUGCGACAUUAAUAUGUACCGCGGCGUUAUACAAACUGGCACUGCGGGACAUCAUCAGAAGCUUGAUUGAGUUCGCCUCCUUAAACACAGACCAAAGAAACAAUGGUGUGCCUCCGCAGGACAUGGUUUCAAAUAAACAUCAACAUAAAA
Molecule: messenger RNA, 844 nt
Organism: Haliotis rufescens (red abalone)
Lineage: Eukaryota; Metazoa; Mollusca; Gastropoda; Lepetellida; Haliotidae
Exons: 2
Coding region: 1-648 (215 amino acids)
Source: RefSeq, a predicted model, not a curated record